Messenger RNA from Solea solea (common sole), 1687 nucleotides. RefSeq names its product tetraspanin-8-like. NCBI's taxonomy places the organism in Eukaryota, Metazoa, Chordata, Actinopteri, Pleuronectiformes, Soleidae. Bases 103 to 780 code for a protein of 225 amino acids. Gene Ontology annotation, cellular component: membrane. The record is from RefSeq and is a predicted model, not a curated record. The transcript has 8 exons.
CUUUAUCUGACUUCCGUGUGUGUGCUCUUGUCCUGAGUGAGAAGCCGCUGCAGCUGCUGUGAACGAGGAUCUGUUAAAAAGAAGAAAGAAGAAUUAAAAACCAUGGCUGUGAAUAAAUGCGUCAAAUAUCUGCUCUUCUUCUUCAACCUUCUUUUCUGGCUGAGUGGCUGCAUCAUCCUCGGCGUCUCCAUCUACUUGAAAGUCCACAAGGACAGUAACGGGCUCUUAAAUGAAUCACUUCCUGGCAUCGACCUGUUGAUCGCCAUCGGUGUCAUCAUCAUGGUGCUCGGGUUCCUCGGCUGCUGCGGUGCCAUCAAAGAGAACCGCUGCAUGCUGCUUCUGUUCUUCAUUUUCCUGCUCCUCAUCUUCAUCCUCCUGCUCGCCGCAGGAAUCCUGGGAGCUGUGGGCGAAGGCAAGGUGAAGGACUGGGUGAAGGAGCGUCUGGAGAAACUCACUCCGCUCUCUAAACAACCAGCUGACGUCAAGGAAGAUCUGGAGAAGAUUCAGCGCGAGCUGAAAUGUUGCGGCCUCGUGAAAGGACCUUCCGACUGGGACAGAGUUCCCGACUCGUGUCGCUGCAACGGCACCGACUGCACGGGGCCAUACAACACUGAGCCCUGCACCAACAAAAUCGUGAGUCUAAUGGAGAAGCACAUGGAGGUGGUGAUCGGGAUCGCCUUCGCCAUCGCCAUUCUGCUGAUCUUCGGCAUGGUCUUCUCCAUGAUCCUCUACUGUCAGAUUGGCAAGAAGGAGGGCGGAGCCACAUCCACUACUGCCUGAGGCCCCGUCGCCUCUCAGCGACCAAACAACCAAUGCUCCGCCUCCGUAACGUUUUAUUGUGAAGGAACACAUCAAUUGCUUAAAGUUCAUGUAAAUUAAAAAUAACAACAAUAAUAAUAAUAAUAAUGAUAAACAUUGACGUAAAAAUAAUUUAUGUGAAAUAUAUUCAUUGUAAACUUAUUUUAACGUAAAAAUUGGAAAAUGUAUUAUAAGGCUUUUUUUUUUUUAAAAGAGAAAAUUCAAUAAAUUGUUGAUUUUUCAAGCAAUGUUAAAAAAUUGAUAACGUGACCAAAAGUAGUAAAAGUUGCUCUACAGUAAAAGUCAGUGUUUCGAUUCACGUUCAGCCUCAAAGAACAAAAAUCUGCGACGCAUAAAUAAAAUUUCUGUACGGGAGCUCAUCACUACCAAAAAACACAAAUGAUCGCAUUUUUAUGCAAGUAAAAUCACAAAUGUUGUCGUUAUUGUCAUUACUUUAUGAAACGUGUCCACUGGUGUAUGAAAAAUGUUUUGGUAAAAAAAGUUGUACUUUUAUUUUCAAAAAUAGUUUUUUGUGGAGUUAAAAGUUUCUCGUUGUUACUCACGAUUUUCUCAGGAAGUUGAAGUUUGUGCUCGUGUGAAAAUAAUUCCUUAAAAAAAAAAAAACAAGCUAUAACGAUAUUUAUGUUAAAAUAUAAAACAUUUUAACAAAUUUAUCAAGAAUAUUAUUAACUUUGGUGAUUUAAUCUUGUGGAGAAAAAAAAUCUUGGUUUGUUUCUUUUGGCAAGCUAUUUUUUCUUUUUUUGUCUCUUUUAGUUAAAAUUGUGAAACAUGGUCAAUUUUUAUCGUCACCUACUUGAAAUAAAAUGUGUUCCAGUUGUAAUCUGGGGUUGUCAAUUUCCCAGUUUACAUCCAGGAAAUUUGAACUGGA